GUUGAAUUGGUCACCAUUUCAGUCGCCGAAGAGAUCACUUUUCUCGACUAUAUUCGCAGCGGAACUCAAAUGCAUUUUGCGGUUGCGAUUGACUUCACCGCCUCUAACGGCGCCCCAAGAGAUCCACUAUCACUGCAUUAUUUGGAUAUAUAUGGCGGUCGACCCAACCCUUACGAGAUAGCCCUUAGAAGUGUUGGCGAUAUUAUACAGCCUUACAAUAGCGCUGGUAUUUAUCCAGCAUUUGGAUUCGGAGCGAAGAUCCCUCCGACUGGCGAAGUGUCACAUCUAUUCCACUUGAAUGGCAUUCCAUCGCAUCCGUACUGCAGUGGAGUGACUGAAGUUCUGGACCACUAUCGCAAACGAUUGGCUUCAGUCACGCUCUACGGGCCGACAAACUUCUCUAAUGUUAUCAAUAACACGGCUUCCAUUGCCCAGCAAUACGAAGACGGAAAGCAUUACUUUGUUUUGUUGAUCAUAACGGAUGGCAUUAUCUCUGAUAUGAUUCACACGAAACGCGCGAUCAUUAAUGCGUCCAAACUUCCGAUGUCUAUCAUAAUAGUAGGCGUCGGGAACGCAGACUUCGCCGCAAUGGAUGAGUUAGACUCGGAUGACGUGCGGAUGCAAUUGGACGGCAAGUAUGCCGAGAGAGAUAUCGUACAAUUCGUGCCGUUGAAUAAGUUUGUGUCCCAAAACGGGCCAUUCAUUAGAGCGCAGGCAGAUCUGGCCAAAGAAGUAUUGUAUGAAAUACCCCAACAAAUGACUGGAUAUAUGAGAUCCAGAGGUUUUAAACCAAAUAUUCCAGUGCCUAUCACUUCCAACAAUACCGCACAAGCGUUUGAUUCCCAACCCAUACAUCCCGUACCAAAUGCACCGCCGGUUUUGAUCGCAUAAAUUUAUUCUACAUUUUUUACAAUUAAUUUAUUAAAAUUUAAACUAACGAUUGAAUUCUCUAUUGAUUGACUAAAUGUUUACAAUUUUAUGAAUAUUUGCGAACAAAUAUUG
This is a messenger RNA of Medioppia subpectinata, 1002 nucleotides long. The record is from the annotation of a GenBank genome assembly. Lineage: Eukaryota; Metazoa; Arthropoda; Arachnida; Sarcoptiformes; Oppiidae.